AUGUCUACUGAUGCGCAGACGUCGCAGCCAACGGCGGUGCCAGAAGAACGGAGUCUUCAGCCCUGCAGACAGACAGGGGACAUUUGGGAUCAUCAACAAGAACUUUCAGCUCGCAAUCCUGACCGCAAGGCAGUGGUGUUUGGCGCGAAAUGCCAGGUCAUUUUCAUUCUUAAAGAGCAAGUCACCACGCCUGUCCUAACUUUAAGCCUGAAGUGCCAGGUGGCUGUGUUAGUCAGACAUCCAACCACUGGACAACCUGCUUUAAGAGACCCCUUGAAUUUCACUCUGACCAUUCAUAACUCACUUUCCCCCGAACCCUUCCUCGGUGAAUUUUGGCGUUUAUCGGUCGUCCUGAUGUUUUACUACUUUGCCUUCGGCAGCAAUCUACUGAAACAACGCAUUCAGUUGAAGAAUCCCUCCGCUGAAUUUAUUGGAGUGGGUCGCCUCGUUGACUAUGCUCUAACAUUCUGUGGAGUUAGCCACACUUGGGGUGGUUCCCCGGCCACAAUCGUCCGUAAGGAAUCACACUGUGUGUAUGGCGCAAUCUGGAGGCUUGCCGAUUCAGAUUUGCCUUCGUUAGAUGCACAGGAAUCAGUACCCGUAUUGUACACCCCCUUGUUUGUUUCAGUUUGUUUGGAAGCCGAUGGUGAGCUGAAGCAUCUCACUUGUAGAUCUUAUGCUACCGUCUCUCACCAAGUCGGACGGCCUUCGCCUCACUACUUGGAUAUCAUCCUUCGGGGAGCGAUUCAGUGCAAUUUGCCUGGGACGUAUAUUGAGCAGUUGCGAAACAUCGAACACACUGCAGUUUUCGACAACUGUACUCUGUAUACGGAGGUGUUGAGUCUUUUGGAUCCGAGGGAUCGUGGAAGCUUUCAAGUCAAAGAGUUGAUGGAAUAUGUCACACCCACACUACUUGCUCGCAGAAUUCUCAUUAGUAUAACGUGUCCCUACAUGAGGCUUCACUCAAAUCGUUCACCUUUAUCACCCUCUCGGUGCUUAGCUGCCAUGCCAGCAAAAGUCACAACGGCUGGGACACUACCAGGUUGUCCAAGCUUAGGAAGGAGCAGUCGAAAUGCUGGGGUUGGGUUCGAACCACGGUCCUUCCGGCCUGUAAGCUGGCGCCUUAACCACCGAGCUGUCUUGAGCCCUUGUCACAGUCCAGCACAUUUCAUUCGUAUAGGCUAG
Molecule: messenger RNA, 1185 nt
Organism: Opisthorchis viverrini
Lineage: Eukaryota; Metazoa; Platyhelminthes; Trematoda; Opisthorchiida; Opisthorchiidae
Exons: 5
Coding region: 1-1185 (394 amino acids)
Molecular function (GO): gamma-glutamylcyclotransferase activity
Source: RefSeq, a predicted model, not a curated record